AUGGGGCAAAAUGUCCAACAAGCCGUGCCAUUACCGGUUUACUCUGACGCACGUCCAGUCAUCCAUACUGUGGUUCCACCAGCUGCCUAUGCUAGGCAUAUUCCUCACUAUGAAGAUCAAAACCACAUGUAUCAGACUGUUGACUCAACCGUUGCUGGUGACGAAGUAAGGUUUGAGGAUUUCAGAGAAGUAAAGGAGAACAUGCAGCUCCUUGAGAAGAAGUUCCGAGAUUUAGAGGGAGAUCACGUCUUUGGAUCUGCUGCCAAAGAAAUGUGCCUUGUAUCUGGGUUGGUGAUUCCAGCAAAAUUCAAAACUCCGGACUUCGACAAAUACAAGGGGCAUACUUGUCCAAAGAGCCAUCUCAUCAUGUAUUAUCGAAAAAUGGCUGCACACGUGGAGGACGACAAGUUGAUGAUCCACUGCUUUCAAGACAGCUUAAGUGGGGCUUCUUCCAAAUGGUAUCUAAGUCUGGAUCAGAAUAGGAUCAGGAGUUUCCAAGACCUGUCAGACGCGUUCAUAAAACAUUACAAAUAUAAUAUGGACAUGGCGCCUGACAGAAGACAGUUGCAGAGCAUGUUCCAGCAUGACAAGGAAUCCUUCAAGGAAUAUGCUCAAAGAUGGAGGGAGCUGGCUUCACAAGUUGAACCACCUUUGGCUGAGAAGGAAUUGGCUGAACUGUUUAUCGACACGGUCCAACCCCAAUUCUAUGAGAAGAUGGUUGGAAGUGCUUCCCUGGGAUUCUCGGAGCUUGUGGCUAUAGGAGCUCGCGUUGAAUAUGGUGUAAGGAAUGGCAAACUAGCGGCUGUAGUUGGAACUUCAAAUGCCAAUCAAAAGAAGUUCUCUGGAGGGUUUCCCAGAAAAAAGGAAGGGGAAACAAAUGUUGUGACUGCUGGUCAAGGAAGAGCUCCUCCAAGAAGGAGACCACAACAAUAG
Lathyrus oleraceus (garden pea) is the source of this 933-nucleotide messenger RNA. RefSeq lists its product as uncharacterized. NCBI's taxonomy places the organism in Eukaryota, Viridiplantae, Streptophyta, Magnoliopsida, Fabales, Fabaceae. The transcript has a single exon. Bases 1 to 933 code for a protein of 310 amino acids. The record is from RefSeq and is a predicted model, not a curated record.